Racocetra fulgida is the source of this 821-nucleotide messenger RNA. NCBI's taxonomy places the organism in Eukaryota, Fungi, Glomeromycota, Glomeromycetes, Diversisporales, Gigasporaceae. The record is from the annotation of a GenBank genome assembly.
UCCACCUGAAGUUCAAGCUCGCUUUCGUGAAGCAAUGCCUGAUCCAGCUCCUGAAGAAUAUCAUACUGUAUCACUUAUUGACCAUGUUGGAAGACAAUUAAUUUGUAUACCACAACAAAAAUAUGAGAGCAUUUAUGAAUUAAAGUCUCUUAAACAUGAUUUCGCUGGUAUAAUUACAUAUCGUAAUAAAUUACGCGAUGUUUUAUUGGAAGGUGUUGAUAUCCAAUGGGGUAAAAAAUGUGUUGGAUAUGAAGAAAGUGAUGAUGGUAUUUGGGCUCUAUUUGAUGAUGGAACUAGAGAAUUUGGUACUUUAUUAAUUGGUGCUGACGGAAUUAAUUCGUCAAAUGUUGCUAUACCAAAAAAUAUGGCUGAAAAAUUGCUGGCUUUUUACAACAAUGCAUUAAUGCAAAAAUCUGUUGGUAUAAAUGGUGAUACGUUCUUUUCAGCUAUGCGUUUGAUACCAAUCGAUCAAUCCGUUGAUGAUGAUGAUCCUGAAUCCGUUAUGAAACAUACAAUUUCAAGAAUCAAACAAUUACGUCCACCUUGCGAAUUGACGGAUCUUAUGGUCGACAUUUUUUCGUUGGUUCCAACCUCUGAUCCAGGAGAGAAGUAUCCGUUUCGAGUGUAUAAUGCUCCACGACGUCGUCCGCUUCGUGAUAUUGAUCCAUCAUCUGUCCCUCCCUGGAAAAAUGAUAGAGUCAUUUUGUUAGGCGAUGCAGCUCAUGCUAUGAAUCCAAUAUUAGGAUUAGCUCGAUCAUCUAAAGGCGUUCAGUCAUCACGUAAUGCAGCACUAAGGCAAAAAGUUCCAAUUGGAACUUUUG